Messenger RNA from Oncorhynchus kisutch (coho salmon), 2208 nucleotides. RefSeq names its product ferritin. Gene Ontology annotation, molecular function: ferric iron binding; ferrous iron binding. The record is from RefSeq and is a predicted model, not a curated record. The transcript is spliced from 5 exons. NCBI's taxonomy places the organism in Eukaryota, Metazoa, Chordata, Actinopteri, Salmoniformes, Salmonidae. The coding region runs from base 133 to 657 and encodes 174 amino acids. Gene Ontology annotation, biological process: intracellular iron ion homeostasis; iron ion transport. Gene Ontology annotation, cellular component: cytoplasm.
AGUUUGACAAUUUCUGACCCGGAAGUACUUAUUUAAUGUUUUUGACGGGUCAAUGUUGAAAAGUCUCUGCAAGAUAGUGCAGUUUCUCAAAUAAACUAACGUUUCUAGUGAUUAGAAACAAAGGGAGAACAGAUGCAGUCGCAGGUAAAUCACAACUUCCACCCAGAGAGUGAGGUGAACAUCAACAAGCUGGUGAACAUCAAGCUGACUGCAUCCUACACCUACCUCUCCCUGGGGAUGUAUUUCGACAGGGACGAUGUGGCUUUGCGCAGCUUCUCUAGUUUUUUCUUGGAGCGCUCUGUGAAGGAGAGAGAGCAGGCAGAAAAAUUGCUGGAAUACCAGAAUAUGAGAGGCGGUCGCAUUCUCCUUCAGCUCAUCCCUAAACCCAGCAGGGAGGACUGGCGAGGUGGCCUGGAUGCCAUCACCUUCUCCCUGGAGUUUCAGAAAACCCUCAACACGUCCCUCCUCGAAGUGCACCGUGGUGCCAACACUCACACUGACCCCCAUCUGUGUGACUUCCUAGAGCAGCACUUCCUGUCCGACAGCCAUGACACCAUCAAGAAGCUGGGUGACCAUCUGGGCAGCCUGACCCGCCUCACUUCCUCCGAGACCCAUGGCUCCAUGGGAGAAUACCUGUUUGACAAGCACACCCUGUAAGACUCACAGCAAGAAGAGAGCACAGCUUUCACACAGGGACUGGAGUCUGGAGAGUUGAAUUUCCGUUACAAGUAGCACUAAAGUGGGAUUUAGCAAUAGAACCACAUACCUCUUACAGUACGUACAGAAAACAAUGCAAGACCAUGGAACAGUUGAAUACCUCAACACCCGUUUACCACUUCUGAUGUGAACAGUAGUUACCACUGACAAACAAAAAGGUGUAAUGGGUUCGCACUCAAAGAUAUGUUGCAUAAAGCUUACUAUUCAAUUUUAUUGAAAUUAUUUUCACUGCAUCAGGGAUAGCGUACAAAGACAUUUCGGCUUUACAUCCUUCAGUGUGUAGGUACAAUUUUAUUUUAAUUCGAAAGCCGCAUUUUUAACAACCGAUGAGCAGCAGGUACUUCUGAUCAGGGUUGCCACUCAUCUGCCAAUCAGGUAUGUGUCUUUGCUGGCCAACCUGUAUACAAAUUAGUCACAGAGUAAUACAGAAUUAUAGGGUAUGGGAGUGGGCACGAAGGGCAACCGCCCCAGGUGUUCGUUCACCUAAACAACUCUGGUGCUAUAAGUCAACUUGGUUUCUGCCGUAGAGUUGAUCAAGCAUUCCAGCAGUAAAUAUGCUUCAUUGUGUUGUGCAUUCCUACAUACAGUGGGGCAAAAAAGUAUUUAGUCAGCCACCAAUUGUGCAAGUUCCCCCACUUAAAAAGGUGAGAGAGGCCUGUAAUUUUCAUCAUAGGUACACUUCAACUAUGACAGACAAAAUGAGUUUAAAAAAUCCAGAAAAUCACAUUGUAGGAUUUUUAAUGAAUUUAUUUGCAAAUUAUGGUGGAAAAUAAGUAUUUGGUCAAUAACAAAAGUUUAUCACAAUACAAUGUCAUAUACGCCUUGUUGGCAGUGACAGAGGUCAAACAUUUUCUGUAAGUCUUCACAAGGUUUUCAUACACUGUUGCUGGUAUUUUGGCCCAUUCCUCCAUGCAGAUCUCCUCUAGAGCAGUGAUGUUUUGGGGCUGUUGCUGGGCAACACGGACUUUCAACUCCCUCCAAAGAUUUUCUAUGGGGUUGAGAUCUGGAGACUGGCUAGGGCACUCCAGGACCUUGAAAUGCUUUUUACGAAGCCACUCCUUCGUUGCCCGGGCGGUGUGUUUGGGAUCAUUGUCAUGCUGAAAGACCCAGCCACGUUUCAUCUUCAAUGCCCUUGCUGAUGGAAGGAGGUUUUCACUCAAAAUCUCAUGAUACAUGGCCCCAUUCAUUCUUUCCUUUAUGCGGAUCAGUCGUCCUGGUCCCUUUGCAGAAAAACAGCCCCAAAGCAUGAUGUUUCCACCCCCAUGCUUUGUCCUCCAAACACGACGAGUUGAGUUUUUACAGGUCUCUCUCAUCUUUUUAAGUGGGAGAACUUGCACAAUUGGUGGCUGACUAAAUACUUUUUGCCCCACUGUAAUUCUUAAUCAGUGCUGUGUUACACCUAGUUUCAUUACUCCAAAAAGCAGCAUAUGAUCAAGGAUGUUCUCAAGGAUUUAAUCAACAGUUGUAUUUAAAUAAAAGUUACACUAUUGA